Molecule: messenger RNA, 420 nt
Organism: Cryptomeria japonica (Japanese cedar)
Lineage: Eukaryota; Viridiplantae; Streptophyta; Pinopsida; Cupressales; Cupressaceae
Product: LOB domain-containing protein 1-like
Exons: 2
Coding region: 1-420 (139 amino acids)
Source: RefSeq, a predicted model, not a curated record
AUGGCACCUUCAGCGUGUGCAGCUUGUCGAUCACAGCGCAAAAAAGGCUCAGAUGAAUGUUUGUUGGCUCCUCAUUUUCCUUCGGAUGACCUUCAAAAGUUUGCGAUCGUGCAGAAAGUGUAUGGGUUCAGCCAUAUCGUCAAAAUGCUCAAAGAUGUUAAAGCUGAAGAAAGAGCAGAUGUAGUUAAGAGUUUGGUGUAUGAACCAACUGCCAGAGUGAAAGAUCCUGUUUAUGGGUGUACCAGAGAAAUCCAUCAACUGCAGAAGCGGAUUGCUGACCUGGAAUCCCUGCUGGUGUACACCCAAACAGAGCUCCUGGAUAUGCGUUUUGAUCAUGAGAAGCUUGUUUACUUUCCCACCAUUUGUGAGGAGGUGGAUCCAAUGCUGUCAUGUGACCCGCUUUGGGAAUUGCAAAUUUAA